This is a messenger RNA of Eutrema salsugineum, 1657 nucleotides long. Its product is annotated as WEB family protein At3g56270. NCBI's taxonomy places the organism in Eukaryota, Viridiplantae, Streptophyta, Magnoliopsida, Brassicales, Brassicaceae. The coding region runs from base 140 to 1513 and encodes 457 amino acids. The record is from RefSeq and is a predicted model, not a curated record. The transcript is spliced from 2 exons.
AUUUUACUUGUUCAGAUUCAAGAGCUCUUUUCUUUAUUGUUUGCUUCUGGGCAGCAACUAUGAUUACUGUGAUGGGUCUCUUUAUUUCUUUCUGUUUCCCAUUUGAAUUGGACAAACCAAUUGUUUCUCGAGGCGGAAAAUGGCGGAGAGGUUUCAGAUCCCUGCGGCGGAGGCGAAUCCGGGUACACCCAGAAUCCGGGAGGUGAGAAUCGAACCCGGGUCCGAGAAUCUUAACCCGGCGAAAUCAAAGAGAGGAGCUGAAAUCGACAUUUCUCCACCGUUGGAGUGGGAUCAGAAGGCGGUAACCGGAUUUGGUGGUCGUGGGUAUUGCGUUCCCUUCAAACUCGGAGACAAUAACGACGGUGUGCGAGAAUUUGACAUACAGAGAAUGGAAAAACAGGCAGCAGAGCUCGAGAAGGAUCUGAUUAUGAAAGAGUUAGAAACUUUAGAUUUUCUGGAAGCUCUUGGAUCAACCAAAAGGAUUUUCGAAGACUUGAAGCGGCUGAGGCAUCAACAAGCAUUGAGAUGCAUGGAGACCCCUGAACAUCUUCAUUCACACAUCAAAGAGAUGAUCGAUGAACACUGCCAUCAUAAUCCCCUGAAGUCUCCAGAAAUGGUCUUCAUGGAAUCGAAGCAAGCCAGUAUGAAUCUUGGUAAAACCAUGGAUGAUCUUGCGAUGAUCCAAUCACAUGUUGAAUCUCUGAAUAUGAAAACGGAGGAGCAAAAAGAUUUCCUUGGAGCGGCGUCUCUAGCGGAGGAGCUUAACCGUUUGAGGUUAAAACCAGCAGGUCCAGAUCAAGAAGAGAGAUUCAGUGCCGAGAAAUUAACCUUGAAUCCGCAAUGCGAACAGGUUAAGAUGGUGACCGAAACCAAUGAUACAACUUUCCAUAGACAGAGCAAGACUUGUCUGAAAACCGCAGAGAUAAGAUUGACUGCUGCAAGAAAAAUGGAAGAAGCUGCGAGAGCAGCGGAAGCACUUGCGAUUGCUGAAAUGACCAUAUUAUCCAGCGUGGAAAACCAAGACGGUCUCUGUUCCCUGGAGCCUCCAACACUUCAGGCACUGAUGGAAAAAGACUUAUCCACCGAUAUCUCAAGAAUAGAGAUCCUGAGGAAGCUGGAGGAAGCUAAUGAAGAAGUUAAACAAAGUAAACAAGCCUUGGAAACAGCGUUAAACCGGGUAGAAAUAGCUAGAGUGAAGCAACUUGAAGCAGAAGACGCGUUUCGACAGUGGAACAUUGAGUCAUGGAAAGAUCAGAAAGCUAUUAGAGGGAAGCGGUCAAUGAAAGGAGAUAACUUUCCUCGAUGCUCCUUAUUGAGCCAUAUUGUGAACCAGCAGGAGCCGCUGAUUGAUCUCUCUAAGCCAGUGCUGAAACGUAAUGUUUCAACCAGCAAUGUUCUUAAUCGGAAUCAGGUUUCUGCCGUCGAUGAUAAACAGUUGGUCAUUCCCAGGAGAAAGUUUAGGUUCAUACACAGCAAGGUUUCAGAACAGAGUAAGCAAAAACCCGGCCUUUGAAAACCUGUUUUUUUUUUUUUUUUGUCUUGGUUUUAAUUGGUUUGAUCACUGAUGGCUGUUGUUUGCUUCUAUCAUAAGCAAACCAAAAUGAUUAGAGUGAAAUUGUGUCGUUUUGACUCAAACUUGAUGAAAAGAAAGACAUUA